Messenger RNA from Symbiodinium sp. CCMP2592, 4089 nucleotides. The record is from the annotation of a GenBank genome assembly. Lineage: Eukaryota; Dinophyceae; Suessiales; Symbiodiniaceae.
AUGUCGAACUGGAAAGACUUCAGUCUCACAGAAGACAAGUGCCGCGGCAGUGCCCCUGACUGGAAAGUCUUGCCUUUGGAGUCGGAUGGCAGUGAAAGCCACAGAGGCAAAAAGAGAGCUGGCAGUUCCGAGAGUGUGAGGAAUUGGACUGAUUUCCCACUGGACGGGGAUCUGGAGGCCCAAGGGCAAAACCCAGUGGGUUCAUCCUGGAAGGACUUGCCUCUGGAUGGAGAAGUUCCCCUUCCGAGGGGCCGCAACACAACACAUGUUAGUGGAGCAGCUGCUGUUCGUAUCCCACCAAGCAAGAAGCCGUGCGUGGACAAGGACAGCUGGAAAAACUGCUUGUCUGCAGAAGAGACUGUGGCUGCAACGGAUUCCGGGCCUCUGGAGACUCUGGAGGUAAACCUCACGAGGGAGCUUCUGUCGUGUCUGCCAAAGUUGCCGCUGUCGCAGCAGACCUCUUACGCGCUGAGUGGCAAGGACAGUGGACGCAUCCAGACUGCAUUGAAAGCGGGAUGUAGUUGCAGUGCCAACUGCUUAUCCAAGCUCCACAAAGCACCGACAGAGGCCAUCGUGCGCAUGUGGCAUGAUUUAAGCCCUGAAACCCAUGUCAUGGUGCUCCAUGGUUUGUACGACUGCCCUGAGCAGAUGGAGCUGAGGAGGCGGCACUGGGCGGUGAACAGCCAGCAUGUAUGUUUUCGUGGGUUGGCCAAGCUCCUGGGUCACAAUGAGCGCACACUGCGGAAAUGCAUCCAUGCUGAUGCUGACAAACGACGGAGUCCUGACCUACGCCUUCCAAGGGAUUGCCCCCAGACGACAUUUGUGCAUCACUUCUUCCUUGACCUUUACCUCAGCGCCGCGGAAGAUUUGAAUGUCGAUGCGGUAAUCGAGAAAGGCGAGGCUGCUGAGCCACAUACUUUUCACUGGUCACCGGACACGCCCGUUGUGGACCGCAUACUUGCUCUUCUCUCCGACAACUGCACUGCCCCUGUGCGAUGGCUCCCACCUGGUCAGCUGAGUGACCUUUGGUUGCAGUUCCUAUCGUGGUCCGAGUCACACAGCAGAGUGCGCAAGACGAAGGAUGCAGUGAAGAUAGGUCCCGUCCUGCAAUUUGUGCCAGGCUGGUACACUUUCUACAACGCUUGGAAGCAGCACUGGCAUUUGCGUCGCCUCAGAUUCAGACCCACAUCGUCACACAAGGAAUGUGACGUGUGUUUUCAGCUCCGCGAGGCUUUGCACCUGCGAUCCCUGUCAAAGGAUGAGAAAGUGGCCAAGGCAGCUGAGUGGAGACAACACCUUGCUGACACGUAUCAUGAUAGACUGGUGUAUUAUACCAUGAGAUACGCAAGCAGGGCCCGUCUUAACAUUCUAACUGUCAUACUGGACAGCAUGGAUAAAGCCAAAUGGAGUUAUCCAAGGAUGAACAUCAGCCGACAACCUGAGAGUCUCGAAAAACUGAGAAGACCGAGACUGGUUGUCACAGCAGCCCUUGCACAUGGGUUCGCCACUGGCUUGUUCAUCCAGGACAGUGAAAGGGUCAGCCACGGGGCCAACUGCUUCCUGGACCAGCUCUGUCGAACGAUUCAAGUCGUCAGGGCACAAGGACCUUGUCCGGAACACUUGUUUUUGCAAACCGACAACACGACUGCGUUGUCGAAGAACUCUAGCAGCCACCUCUUUGCAGCGUUGCUCGUUGCCCUCAAGCACUUUUCUACAGUCAAUUUGGGCUACUUGACCAAAGGACAUACUCAUGAGGACGUUGAUGCAUAUUUCUCAAGGCUAUUGCCAAUCAUUCGCCGUUCUGAGUUCAACACUGUCUCAGAUGCUGCAGAUGUCCUGCGUGGGGAGCUGCAAGGGGAGGCGCAUGGCCACCACGAUCCCGUCGUCGUGCAGGAAGUGAAAGCUGUGAAGGACUUUGAUGCAUGGCUCCACCCUUUGGGUAUCAAGCUGCACAACACCUUCAGAACUCGGGUGGAUCCUCAAACUGGGCAGGAGCGACCGACUGCCCAUGCCUUCACAUACAAGAGACGUCUGGACUUGACAAUGGAGGAGCGGCGCCGAGUUCCGGCAGUGAAUUCUCAGGGUCACCCAGAUGAUGUUUUUGGCAUUGUCAAAGGACGCAUGUUCCAUGACAUUGACGAAGCACAUGCUCCACUGCUAGUGUUGCCCCACAGCAGACUUGAGACCUUGGGUUCCAUUCGGGACUUGGCCCUGGAGAAGCGCAAUCUCUUCUCCCAGCAACGUGCAAAAGAACUGCAGAAGCUGGCUGACACUCUGGAUGAUAUCCGCCGACCCCAAGGGGCUGCAAGUGUUCGCAACUUGCUUGCCGGUGAUGCCACUUUGGAGGAGUACAGUGGUGACAUGAGCUGGCUUGCGCAACCAGGCCAAGUCCAUCACCCGGCUUUGGUUGUGACAGAUAUCCUCUCAAGCUGCAGUCCUGGCGUGGAUCUACUGGGGCAUCCAGCAUCGUGUGUCCAGCAUCGUGUGCCCAUGACAAUGAGGGUGCCUGAGGCCAUCCUCUCGAUGGCUGUGUUUGGGACAUGUCUUCAGGCUGUGUUGGACUGGCCUGGUGGUGCAGACCAGGACAGACAACUUGAUGUCUUCGAGAUCUGGAGUGGAGUAGGAUCCAUCUGCGCAGCAGCCCAGAAAGCAGGCCUGGCUGCUGAUGCCUUUGAAUUGACCCGAAUCCCAGGUGUGACAGAUGACCCAAGCAACCCAGCAACAGAGGAUUUGCUGUGCAAGGCCGGGUUUUUCCGCUGCCUGGCGAAGGUGUUGACUGUGCGGGAGAAAGGUUUGGUGUGGAUGGGCCCACCCUGUUCAAGUUGGGUCUUCCUCAACCAGAGGAACUGCAAGCGCAAUGCCCACAAUCGAGGAGGCGAUGGCACUUACAAGCCCGUGGCAGAUGGAAACACAUUUGCCAGAAUCGCCGCCUUCAUCUUUGCCUUGUGUUCCAUCCGCAAUGUCUUCGUGGUCAUCGAGCAACCAAAAGGCAGCCAGAUGUGGUUUUAUGAUCCGGUUCAAUUGGUAUUGAACCAUUUCCAGUGCACCUGGGUCACAAUGGCCAGAUGUCGGUUCGAUCGGCGUCCAUAUGGGCAGCGAUGGUUGAAGGUCUUCAAAAUAUGCGGACCUUGGUGGAUUGACCAGUUGUACCGACAAUGCCUAUGCCCUGGUGAACACAAGCCCUUGGUCACAGUGUCUGAGAGCGGUCAAAUCACUGGCAACACAGAAGCAUUGAAGAGUUCUGCUGCUUAUCCCAAGGCGAUGGGAGAGGCUGUCAUCAAGCGUUACAUGGCAAUACAGCAAGCAGAUCCUCCUGCGUCUGUGUCCCACAAGAAACCUGCUGCCUUGCACAAGCGGCCGGCUGCCUCCCACAAGCGGCCUGCUGCUAGUGAGGCUGCUAGUGAGAAAGCUCCUAAGAAGUUGGCCAUGGAUCAAAGCUGGAAAGAGCUCAAACUUGAGGCUGAAGAAUCCAUGAAUCAGACAGUCAGCCACAGUUCGGAGCAGCAAGAAGAGAAGGGAGCAUCAGCCUGGACCGCCAUAAAUGAGAUGAGCCUGGUCACCAGAAGUGCAGCUUUGGCAUAUUGUGUGGGCUUCAACCUAACAACACAUGGUGAUAUGAGUGAUAUGUACUUGGCAAGCCUCUGUGCACAGCUCAUGCGUUCUCAGUUGUCCUGCUUACUUGCUUCGAAUUUCCAUCGCAUUUCACGCAUUUCUGGACAGGAAGUUUCAGAGGCUUGUGGACAGCACCUUCACACUGCAUUUUGCAUGCUGAGCUGUACUGAGGCUCGGAUUUCCCCCAGUCCCCACAAGCUUGCAACAAUGAGCGACUGCCGCCAUGGGAUCACAGAGGAGCCCUUGCAGCCGCCGGCCAAGUUGCGACGAUUGGGGCCAUUGCGGGAGGAGCACAUACCACCUGAUGAGAAGAAGGAUGUGCAGUCUGCCCAGUGCCAGGAGUUUGCUGUCCUGUCAGAGUCAAACCUGCAGGGCUACAAGGAAGCCUUCUUGUUGGAUCAGAAGCAACGUGAUACCGACAGCAGCUCACAGGAAACUCUAGUCCUUGGUGAGCAUCUCUUGGAGAAGGCAAGCUAG